AUGCCCUUUUCAAGUUCCCCACCAAAUAGAGACUACUUUGCGGCUGCUCUUCCUGCAUCUUUCUUCAACCCUAUACUUCCUAAGCAAUCUCUUCACGUUGUUCAUUCCUCUAACUCUCUUAAUUGGCUCUCCGAGAUCCCGAAAGAGAUCACGGAUAGUUCUUCACUGGCUUGGAACAAAGGGAAAAUCCAUUACACAAAUGCUCAUAAGGAAGUUGUGAAGGCUUACUCUGCUCAAUAUGCUAAGGAUUGGCAGAGUUUUCUCCGUGCUAGAGCUCAUGAUGUUGCUGUUGGAGGGCUAAUGGCUCUUCUAGUUCCUUCGGUUCCUGAAAUCCAUCUCAGCUCCGAGACUCUUAGUUGCUCGGACUUUGUUAUUUUCGGAGAUUGCAUGAUGGACAUGGCUAAAGAGGGAAUAAUCAAAGAAGAGCAAGUGGACUCUUUCAAUCUGGGAUUUUACUUCUCAUGUCCAAGAGAAUUGAAAGAGAUAAUGGAAAGAAACGUUGAAUUUAGCAUAGAGAGCAUGGCAAAAUUGGAUGGUCUUACUUCGAAUGGAGUUCCAAUUGAAAAGAGAGCUUUAAUCUUGAGAGGUGGACUUGAAGGCUUUUUUAAACGGCAUUUUGGAAGUGAUGAGGUUGUGGAUGAGAUUUUUUACCGUUAUUCCAAGAAAGUUUUAACUUCUCCACUUCAUUUACAGCCUGAUACCCAUAAAAUGACCGUCGUCUUUAUCCUUCUUAAGAGGAAACCAUUGAUUAAUUAA
Ziziphus jujuba (common jujube) is the source of this 756-nucleotide messenger RNA. RefSeq names its product loganic acid O-methyltransferase-like. Bases 1 to 756 code for a protein of 251 amino acids. The record is from RefSeq and is a predicted model, not a curated record. Gene Ontology annotation, biological process: methylation. Gene Ontology annotation, molecular function: S-adenosylmethionine-dependent methyltransferase activity. NCBI's taxonomy places the organism in Eukaryota, Viridiplantae, Streptophyta, Magnoliopsida, Rosales, Rhamnaceae. The transcript is spliced from 2 exons.